Molecule: messenger RNA, 1752 nt
Organism: Closterium sp. Naga37s-1
Lineage: Eukaryota; Viridiplantae; Streptophyta; Zygnematophyceae; Desmidiales; Closteriaceae
Source: the annotation of a GenBank genome assembly
AUGGACGGCGGCGCGUUGAAUAAAGCCGGAGCCAUGGCGGCAAUCGCGGAGAGCGAAGUGUUCGAGUCGGGGGACGAGGACGAGGAGAACCGACUGCUCUGGCAGAUCAUGAUAAUUGAGGAAGCGGCGCGAGAGGCGGCGGCGCAGCAGCGUGCGGAAGCGGCAAACACAGCGGAAGCCACGGUGGAACCGAGAGAAACGAAAGUCGUGGCGGCGGAGACCGCGGCACAGACCGCUGCGGAGGAGUGCACGGGGAAGAGCGCGGCGGUGGAGAGCGCGGUGGCGGAGGGUGCGGAUGUGGAGAGCGCGGUGGCGGAGGGUGCGGAGGUGGACGGCGCGGAGGCGGAGGGCGCGGAGGCGGAGAGCAAGGAGGCGGAGGGGGAAAAGGCGGAGAGCGUUGAGGCGGAGGGCGCGGCGGCGGAGAGUGCGGCAACCAUCACCACUACCACCACCACCAUUGCUAGCGACACCGACGCCACUGCCAUCGCCGCUGCUCCGAACGCUGAAACUGUUGAAAUUGCUGAAAGCCGGAACGCGCCAAGCAGCAGCAGCAGUGGCGGCGGCGCCAUCGGCAGCAUCCGCAAGAGCACGAGCACGGGCGGGCUCUUCUCCCUCGAUUCCGCAACCGGCACAACUCCUAGCAGCGGCACCGUGACGCCCAUCAGCACCAGUGCUGGCGCUGCUACGCACAAAGGUGUAGCGCGCGCGGCGAGCAGUGGCGGAACCAUAAGCAAAAGCACGAGUACCGGCGCCCUCUCCUCCCUCAUCUCCGCGCGCUCCUUCCGCAUCCGCGGAAAAACCUCAGGCGGGGGGCUGCCCUUCCUCCCCGCGCUCACUGUCCCCGAGUCGGACCCCGCCUCCGCCGAUCACGGCCCGCUCUCCUGCUCCGCUCUCCCCUCCGCAGCCCCAACUGCCCCCAGCGGAAGCAUCGGUCCCCCGCUCACGCCCUCCCGUCGCUUUUCCAAAUGGUUCUCGUUUAAAGCGGCGGAUAAGGCGCAGGCUUCUAGCGGGGAUAGCAAUGUGGCUGCUGCCAAGUCUUCCGCGCAGUUUCUGUCUGGAAAGACUGCAAUUGGCGGAUUCUCCUCCGCUGCUGUCUCUGACUCGAGUGAGGUUGUGUCUCUGAGUGUGGCCGAACCCAUUGCGGAGUGCGAGAGCGAGGAAGGGAGGGGAAGCACGGAAGGGCGGAACAUUCCGCCCCAGCUGCACACCAUACCCAACCCCAUUCGCCUUGUCCCCGCGCCGGCGAAGCCCACCAAGGCGCAAAUAAAAGCGGAGCUUCAGAACAUGGCCAACGCCAUUACGCAGAAGUUUCCGCAAUACGCGAAAUACGCCAAGGACAUCAACAAGUACAUUGGCCUCGCACUGAAUUCCAAAUACGAUUUCACAGCGCUCAGCGACGCAACCCUGCUCCUCCCCAGCGACACGGAGGCGGAGGCCCUCGCUAAGAAGGUCCCCGUUAACAAAGCCAACAUUCCCAGAAUCUACAACAUCACGGCGUACCACAUUAUUCGCAAGAAGUACACCGUUCCCGCGCUCAAGGUCCUCAAGAAGUCGCAGCCGCUCGGCACGCAGCUGAAGCAGGCGAUGUACAAGGUUUCGCAGCAGAAUGGUAACACGAUUUCUUUCGCCAAGACGCCCAACGCCCCCCCUGCCGCCUGGACCACGAUCAAGAUCGUCCGGCUGUACGCUGGACCGUACUUCAUUGCUCACGGCGUGGAUAAAGUUCUGAUUCCCACGAACACCAAGGUGUAA